UGAUGAUGGCCAAGGAGAAACCGCCAAUAACUGUGGUUGGAGAUGUUGGAGGAAGAAUUGCCAUCAUUGUGGAUGACAUCAUCGAUGAUGUGGAAACCUUUGUGGCUGCUGCAGAGAUCCUGAAGGAGCGCGGAGCCUACAAGAUUUUUGUGAUGGCUACUCACGGGCUCCUGUCAGCAGACGCCCCCCGGCUCAUAGAGGAAUCCUCCAUCGAUGAGGUGGUGGUAACCAACACGGUUCCUCACGAGGUACAGAAGCUGCAGUGCCCCAAGAUAAAGACUGUGGAUAUCAGUUUGAUUCUCUCUGAAGCCAUCCGACGAAUCCACAACGGCGAGUCCAUGGCCUAUCUCUUCCGCAACAUCACUGUCGAUGACUAGACCUGGCGCUGCCCCUGUCCUGGCUUCCACGAGAGAAGGAAAUGUGCAUGAAAAGGCAAUACCAUAAAUUAUAGGCAUAACACAACCGUUUAUUCUUGUAGGAGCGUGAAGGUUUUCAGGGUCUUGAGCCAUGAGAUCUAAUAGAACAAAUCAUCCUGACCAGCACUUUACAGGUGAAUAGAAGAGGCCACUGGCAGUGGGGAGGAUUACAUCCUAAUUGAGAGAGGUGGAGAAAGGAGGUGGUGUUGAAUUUUUAAGUUCCUUGAAUUUUUAUUUUAUUUUUUAGUGUUAUCUCUUGCCCUGUAGGGGGGGGGGUGAGAA
This is a messenger RNA of Leptosomus discolor (cuckoo roller), 698 nucleotides long. Lineage: Eukaryota; Metazoa; Chordata; Aves; Leptosomiformes; Leptosomidae. The record is from RefSeq and is a predicted model, not a curated record.